Lampris incognitus (smalleye Pacific opah) is the source of this 1569-nucleotide messenger RNA. RefSeq names its product ankyrin repeat domain-containing protein 34A. The record is from RefSeq and is a predicted model, not a curated record. Gene Ontology annotation, molecular function: protein binding. Bases 1 to 1569 code for a protein of 522 amino acids. Lineage: Eukaryota; Metazoa; Chordata; Actinopteri; Lampriformes; Lampridae. The transcript has a single exon.
AUGGGAGACGGAGGUACCCUCCACACCGAGGGGAAUGCUUUGCUCAAAGCUGUCUUCCAGGGCAAGCUGAGAUUAACCCGCCUACUGCUGGACGGUGGAGCUUAUAUCAAUGAGGGGAAUGAGCGUGGAGAGACCCCCAUCACUGCAGCCUGCCUAGCAAGCUAUGAUGAUCCACAAACCCGUCAGAGGAUGGUGCGGUACCUCCUGGAAAAAGGCGCUGAUCCCAACAUUCCAGAUAAGAGUGGCAGAACUGCCCUGAUGCACGCCUGUGCAGAACAAUCAGGGAGGGAGGUGGUCUCCCUUCUCCUUGAGAAUGGAGCUGACCCCAGCCUCAAAGACUACUCUGGCUCCUCUGCACUGGUCCAUGCCAUCAACAGGGGUGACCGUGACACCCUGCAGGUCCUGCUGGAUGCCUGCAAGGCUAAAGGCAAGGAGGUGAUCAUCAUCACCACAGACACAUCUCCCUCAGGCACCAAGAAGACCAAACAGUACCUCAACUCUCCUCCCUCCCCCGGCGUAGUUGACAAGUUGUCUCCCACAUGCAUGUCGCCAUCUGAGGUGGAGAUUGGGACCUCUGGCUCCCCUGGAGCAGACAAGGUCGAUGAGAAGGAGGGGAUCUUCAGCUUUUCACUCCACUCUGCUCUACCCUUACCCUCAGCCCGACCUCCAGGAGAGAAGAGGCCGCCUCCACGAAAGCUCUUAAAGAGGCUGAAUUCAGAGCCUUGGGGUCUGGUAGCCCCCUCAGUGCUGAGUGAGGUCCCCCAGGAGAGGGUGGAUGGCAGGCUGGAGGAGGAGGGUAGCUGUGACAUGAGCGGCUUGUCCAUCUCAGAACCAGCCAGACCGCUUUUGUCGCGUCGGCAUAGCAUCGAGACCCAUGACCCCUGUUCCCCCAAACUCAUUGACCGCUCCUGUUCGGAGGACUGUGCGGCACUAUGCACUCCUUCCUGGGCAGAUAAAGUCCAGCAACACCAGAUUCUGUAUCGCAGAAACACUGCUCCAGAAUCCCAGGAGAACCCUGGUGGAGCCCGGGCCCUCACUCACCCCAAACUGACCCGGAUGGAACACUAUGAGUCAGAGACUCACCUCUGCCCUGACUCCAUCCCAGGAUCUCCAGAUUCAGGACGGGUCUCUGCAGAGCAGAGGAAGUACAAUGCCUCCCCUCUCUCUCUAUUCACCAGCUCUUCCAGGGAGUCCCUGGAGAACAUCCCCCUCUCAGUGUCACCCAUCACUGUGCGCAGACGACACCCAGGGCUCAUGGAGCGUAGGGGUUCUGGGACACUCCUCCUGGAUCACAUUUCCCACACCAGACCUGGCUUUUUGCCUCCACUCAAUAUCAACCCUCAGAGGCCCAUCCCAGAUAUCAGGGCUAAUGGGAAGCCCACAUCCCCCAUCAAUUCUUGCCAUAAGAUCCUGAUCCCUGUGGCUCCUGCCUCACCCAAGAGGGGUCCUGAUUUCAAGAUGAAGAAGAAGCUUAUGAGAAGACACUCCAUGCAGACAGAACAGAUGAAACAACUGUCCACCUUCCAGGAGAUACUGGCUGAGAAGGUCGCUGAGUCCAAUGGUGACUGA